UCUCUGGACCCUACCCCGCCGACACCUAAACCUCUGCCACAACCAACCAACCAGAAGAUCUCUCUCUCUCUCUCUCUCUCUCUCUCUCUGUGUUUCAGACACAUCACCCAGAGCAAACAUCACUGAUAACACAGUGAAGAGAUUUUUCAUUUUCCGACACCGCCGCCGGAGAAAAUGGCUUCUCGGUCCGCGGAAUCGAGCUCCUCCGCCGGAGAGCUUUCCGGCAACGGCAACCGGGAAAGCUAUUCCCUCAAACACCUCAAUCCCAACAAGCUCUCCCACAAAAUCUCCAAACCCCUCAUCAGGAAACCCACCGCCCUCCCCAACAAUCUCGAACCCCUUCUCCCCAACCUCACUCAACCAGCCGCCGCCGCAACAGUCGCCGAUCAGAGCCCGCCGCCUCACCAGCCCCCCCAGCCACCCGUCUACAACAUCAGCAAGAGCGACUUCCGGGACGUGGUCCAGAGGCUCACUGGCGCGCCGCCUCACGAUCCCCCACCGCAGCAGCAGCAGGCAGUUCAGGUCCAGCCGCCGAGGCCCCCCGCCAGCUCCUCCCGCCUCCAUCGCAUCCGGCCCCCUCCGCUGGCGCAGCUCAGCGCCCGCCCUUCUCCUCUGAUGCACUGCCCCGUCGACCCGUCAGUAAUCCCCACCUCGGACGGCUCUGGAAAUCCAAUCGCCCGGCCGGUGCCUCCCAUGUCGCCACUCCCGCCCCUCCCGGGCGUGCACCUGGCGGCGGAGUCCCCGGUUUCUGCUUACAUGAGGCGCCUCCGUGGCUCGUCCACCGAUUCCAGGCCCAAUCAGCCCUCCUGUCUCUCCCCCCUAGCCCCUCCACGCUGGCCUUCCGAGCUGGGGACGAUUCCUCCCGGGGCUGCAAUAGGGUCACAACCACAGAGCCAGCAUGCGGCGUCGCCGCUCUCACCAUUGCCAUACCGUCUGAUUCCUCCGGUGCCGCUGUUCCCUCCGACUUCACCGAGCCAACUUAUGGGGUUCCCAUUCCCACAGCUGCCGGUCUCCCCCACCGUCCCCAGCCCCAAGCCUUAAAUUUUGCGGACCGAAGAGUUCCUUACGACAUCGUAUAGGAGCUGUACAUUCUUCUAGGUUGUAGGACGAAUAGAAAGCCGAAGCCGUUAUAUUUCAGGCCAAAUUUCACGUCGGUACUCGUCAUUCGGCCCGACUGGAUUACUACUCAGCCGCCUGUGUUGGAAGGAUGUCAGCAAGGUAUGUUGUUCAAAGCUCUUAGCAUUCGACAGCCCGGAAAGUCUGAUGGAACAGUGCAAUUUCCUACGAGAUGAGUCUAGUGAAUGCGUAGUUAGUGUGGGUCCUGUCUUGAAGGAUAUCAGCAAGGUAUGUUGUUCAGUGGGGAAAAGGUUAUAGUUAGGGGGGCCAUUUGUUAAAAUUUGAUACUCAUAUGGACUUUGUUUGAAUUUGUUCAAAGGCUUAAAAGCUUUGGUUUUUCUCUGGUUA
Messenger RNA from Punica granatum (pomegranate), 1464 nucleotides. Lineage: Eukaryota; Viridiplantae; Streptophyta; Magnoliopsida; Myrtales; Lythraceae. The record is from RefSeq and is a predicted model, not a curated record.